AUGCCAAAUGAGAAUUCUGGUGUUGCGCUCAAAGGAAACAAGUCGAUGGCAGCUUUGAGACCAUCCAAUCGAGGCAAUGAAAAGAUAUUAGGACUAAAGCCUCAGUAUGCUCUCACAACCAACAAACGAACAAGUACAAACGAUGAUGGUAUACGGCCGACUGCUCGACAACCUCAAAAGAAAACUGUUGCUCACGAAAUGAUGAAUCGAAACUCUGGAUUAUUCGCUAGUGCUGCAGGUCCGUCUCGUAACUCGUCACGUCCUCGUAUUGCCAAUGAAAAUGAUAGUCCACUUGCUGGCAAUGCGCAAUCACGCAUUGCCAAACCUCCAUUACCUCCAGCUGCCGUUGCUGAAUAUAGUCGAUUACGUAGUGUACCUCUUCGAACAACCACUACUACUGGUAAUGCACUCAUGGAUCCACCAGCUGCCAAACCUCGUAACUCGGCGCAGAUUCGUGAUGCUCAGUUGAAGGCUGCUGCAGCAACGAAAAUGAAUGCCAGUAAGCCAACCAAUAAACUCAUUGCCACUUUCAAUAGUAGACAGGUACCAUUACCACCAUUGACUGGAGAACGAUUUGCUACUCAACAAUGGGAGGAUGAAAACCGUAAAAAUGACGCUGUGACCUGGCCAACUACCGCUACUGCUAUUACUCGUACUAAUGGUAGAAAACCAUCUGAAAAUCCAGGAAAGAAGAUCGAAAAGCCUGCUGCAAUCAACUUCAACAACGCUUCUACUGCUGUGGCCGCUCGUGGUACUCGGGCUGUCACUCCACCAGUUGAUAAAAGUAAACAACCUACAAUUGUGAAAGGGUACAACAAGAUCAAGGAUGAUGAGAAUGUCAAUCCCCAUCCAUCACUACGCAAGUCUGCAUUUCCUCCACCAGCUACAGUCGCUGCUGCUCUUAAAACUGCACUCGGUAAAAACAAGCCUGUUUUGGGCAACACCAGUAAGGGCAAAUCACAGCAAAUUGGAGCAACAAAGGCAGAAAAAAAGGAUAUAAAGGCUACUUUGAUGGAUGAUAAGUCAUUUGUACCUGCUUGGACGGAGAAAAUGCGGCGAACUGUCUUUUACUUUUAUGAUUUGAAUCCUGCUCAGCAUCGACGAUUGCAAAAGGCGGUCGAAUUCCAUGGUGCAAAGGUGGAGAAGUUCCUAUGUCCCAGAGUUACUCAUGUCGUCCAAGCAUUCAUGGAAGUUGAACUGAUGACCAAGAGCCCUGAAAUAAAAGACGGUGUCGGAUACAAGUUGCCAGGACCAAAGGUGAUUGAAUUGGACUGCAAUGAUGGUCUGGGCAAGCGAUUGAAACAAGUUCAGCCCAAACCCAUAGAGCUGAUUGAGCACUUCAAGAACUUGGGCAAGAAAGUGUGGCACAUUUCACGCUUGGUGGAUGUUAUUCAAUACUUACAACCCGUCAAAAAACGUGGUCUAGAUGACAUACUCAAGGAGGAGUUCUGGUUUGGUCCCGUCACAGGUCGUGAUACCACUCAACAAAACUUUAGACCCUUCACAGGAGAAUAUCUGGUUGUCGAAGACUCGACCAAGAUUCAUCGACCCAUCAUCAUCAAGGAAUUCAACAUGAAUCCAGCAGACAAACUACCACCAUGGCCUAAACUAUAUGCACCAAACCAGAUAAACCGAUGUGCCUUUAUCCCACCACCAGCAUCAUGGUUGCCAACAGUAGAUGAAGGAUAUUUGACUGAUUCUGAAGGUCAUUUUGGAGUUAGGGCCAAGGUCAAAUGGUCUGGCGAACGAGAAACUCAUUAUGAAUUACGAAAGAUUGCCAAAGAUGCUGCUGCAGCACUUGGAGUUAAUGCUGCAGAAAAGGAAUUGAUGGAUGAUGAUGAAAUUGAAGAGGUAUGGAAGGCUGCUCGUACUGAAUGUAAACUUACAUUCGAGCAUGUAAAAGUACGAAAAGAGAGUGAAGAUGGUGAUUCGCAGGUUAUUCCUCGUAAACGACAGCAUCAAGAGGUUGACACAACUGAUAGUCGAAAGCCUGUUGGUAAAGCUUUUUAUCACCGUCCUGGAUACUGUGAGAAUUGUUGUGACAAGUAUGAUGAUUUCAUUGAGCAUGUAAAUAGUAAAAGGCAUCGUGACUUUGCCAUUGACGAGUCAAACUUCUCUGAACUUGACGAAUGUCUAGCAGAUGUCCAAAGGCCUAUCUCCGCAAAAUUCAUCGACACAUCAUCAUCCGAUACCGAAAAUCUUGCCCCAAUAGUUGCAGGAUCUACCAGUGAUAUGGUGUAUGACGACAGUGACCGAGAAACCGUCUUCUCCGAUUUUUCACGUCAUCAGGGUAUCAACAACAAAGUAUAUGAAUCUUCUGAAAUGUCCAUAAUUGAGGACGUUGGGAUAGAUACAGAUGCAACUGAAGAAGAUAUACCAUCAGAAGAAGGAGAGGAGGAAAAUGCAAUGCAGGAAGGUGAUGAUGAUGAACAAGAAGAUGAAGACGAACAAGAGAAGCGUAGUGGAGGAGAUGUGUACAUUGUUGGUCAAGAUGAAGAGGAUGGGGAGGAUGUCGUUUUGUUGCAAUCACCACCCAAACGACUUCGUUUGGAAGAAGCGCCUACUCCAGUCGUACUAGAGACCAACUCUCGCACCACUGGUGGUGCUGUAUCCUCCUCUGCAUCCUCCACUGCUGCAUCCGAUAUAACAGAUAUAGGCAGGAAGUCAGUGUCACGCACAAUCUACGAUUCGGUUGGUGGUAUUGUGAAUAUGGUUGGUGUGAUGUUGAGUCCUAUAUUGGGUAGCAAGAGAUCAAGGUGA
Molecule: messenger RNA, 2760 nt
Organism: Synchytrium microbalum
Lineage: Eukaryota; Fungi; Chytridiomycota; Chytridiomycetes; Synchytriales; Synchytriaceae
Exons: 8
Coding region: 1-2760 (919 amino acids)
Biological process (GO): positive regulation of nuclear cell cycle DNA replication; regulation of cell cycle phase transition
Cellular component (GO): Dbf4-dependent protein kinase complex; nucleus
Molecular function (GO): zinc ion binding; nucleic acid binding; protein serine/threonine kinase activator activity
Source: RefSeq, a predicted model, not a curated record